AUGUCUGAAUUAAAUGCGUUAAUAGAAAAAGAAAAAAUGGAUGGUAAGAUAAUUGAAUAUUGUAGCAGUGCAACGGAUUCCUCGGUGGAAAACAGCAUGUAUGUAAACAAAGUGUGGGUUCAAUGUGACAAUGAAAGUUGUUUGAAAUGGAGAUUGUUGUCAAGUGAAGAUGCAGCCAAAGUUGAUCAUGAUGAACCAUGGUACUGCUUCAUGAAUGCUGAUCCAAGAUACAAUGAGUGCUCUAUUUCUGAAGAAGAAUUUCCUGAAGAGUCUCAGCUUCAUCAAAGUGGAUUUAAGAUUGUCUAUUCACAGCUCCCUCUUGGAAGCCUGGUUUUGGUAAAAUUACAGAAUUUUCCAAGUUGGCCAGGGAUACUUUGCCCUGAUCCUUUUAAAGGGACAUAUGUGACCUAUGACCUGGAUGGAAAUGUUGAACGGUAUCACAUAGAAUUCCUGGGUGAUCCUCAUUCAAGAUCAUGGAUAAAUGCAACAUUUGUUGGACAUUAUAGUAUCACAUUAAAGGCAGCAAAAUGUAAGAAUAAAAAGAAGUGGUAUAAAAGUGCAUUACAAGAAGCAUACCUACUCUAUGGAUAUUCUCAUGAACAAAGACUAGAAAUGUGCUGGCUAUCAAAACAGGAUAAAUCCAAGUUAGAUGCCAAAGUUGCAGUGGUGACCAAGAAAAGGAUGCAAGUUUCCAAAAAUAAUAUUGAAAAGAAAAAACCCAAAUUUAGAAAAAGGAAAAGGAAAGCGAUUUUAAAAUGCUCUUUUGAAAACGUUUGUUCAGAUGAUGCCUUAUCAAAGGAAAACAUGGUUGUCUCUGAGACUGAAGUUUUACUGAAAGAGUUGGAGCAAAUGCUACAGCAAGCACUAGAGCCUACAGCAAUACCUGAUGAGUCUGAAGAAGAACCUGGAGAGGAAAUAAAUGCAGGAGAAAAGUUAUCUAAAUGCAACCCUGAAGCUCCUGCGAGCAGUCCAUUUGAAAACCACUAUGAAGAGGACUAUCUUGUAAUUGAUGGGAUAAAACUAAAAGCUGGAGAAUGUAUUGAGAAUAUAACUAACAAAUUUAAAGAAAUAGAUGCUUUGAUGUCUGAAUUUUAGGGGAUUAUACAUACUUUCAAAAGUUAGUUAUGAAAAUAUUGACAUCUUCAUAUUUUCCCAGUCAAAGCUUAAAAAUGUUUAGUGAAAUAGUUGUAUGUUAUACUAAAGCUGAUUUUUGUAAUAACUAUCUGCUUCACAUUUUGAGAAUGUCCAUGGUUUUGAGAGCAAAUCAAAUGGUAUUUAAGUUAAUGUUAAAAAUUUAGAAUCA
This is a messenger RNA of Lemur catta (Ring-tailed lemur), 1303 nucleotides long. It is a transcript of the gene ZCWPW2, whose product is annotated as zinc finger CW-type and PWWP domain containing 2. Bases 1 to 1095 code for a protein of 364 amino acids. The record is from RefSeq and is a predicted model, not a curated record. Gene Ontology annotation, cellular component: nucleus. NCBI's taxonomy places the organism in Eukaryota, Metazoa, Chordata, Mammalia, Primates, Lemuridae. Gene Ontology annotation, molecular function: zinc ion binding. The transcript has 9 exons.